AUGUUUCUUCACUCAUCUUCGGGAAGUCCCUCACAUUCGGUUCACAGUUCAGUACGAAGAUCACAUCGCUCACGUCAUUUGCAUCCCACACGUGAGAGCAGUUCGGGAAGAAACCGAUCAUCUCAACGCCAUUCUCAUCGUCAUCAUCGUCAAGUCCACUCCUUCACGGAGGAAGAUUACUACAACACCGACAAUCAUUACCACUCACAACAGAAUAGCCGCAGUUCCAGUGCGCAUCAUAAUGGCGGUAGUAAUGGUUAUCAGAGAACACAUCCAUUUCAUUACAAUGAUACCUUACCUCCAUAUGCUGUACCUCAUGCACGACGAACUGGCCCUAUGUCUGAAGAUGAUGAAUACUAUACCCCUCGAGUACCAGUUUUAAGUGUACCAAGAUCCGAAUCCGGAGGAGGACAUCAUAAUAAUAAAAAGAAGAUACGAGUAAGAGUAGAAGGUAUUAGAAAUUUAUUACCUCUUUCUCGUGCAACACAACAUCCACCUUCAACGUUUGUUACCGUACAAACCUCAUAUGGUCGUGGUAAGACGCCUAUUAUUCACAAUAAUGCCAAUCCACCUUUUAAUGAUGAGUUUGUUUUUGAAGUAACAAAUCCUGAAACAGAAGAAGUAACAUUGACAGUAGUUGCUGUCACAAGUUCAGGAAGGAAAAAAUUGGGACAGUGUGUUUUUUCAAUAAUGAAUAUUAUCCGUGGUAAAGAAAGACGUCAAUGGAUAUCACUUGUACGUCAUCCUGGUUCUGAACGUGCAUAUGAUUGUGGUUCUGUAUUAGUAUCUCUUUAUACCGAUACCUUUGGAUUACGUCAUCUUCCUACAGCAACUGCAGAAAGUGAUUUUCGUGAACGUCUUCGUGUUUUACUUCGAAUGAAUGCUCCUGAAGAACUUCAUCGUUUAGAAUGGUAUGUAGGUGAAUGUAUGGAUGAUUAUGAUGGUGCUUUUUCUGCACUUUGUAAGAAAUUUCACAAACCUGGUAGUGAUCCAGCUUCUUUUGAGAUAACUGUGAAAUCUGUGGCUAAUUUGGUAGAUGGAAAUGCUUCACCUGUGGUAUAUGAAACCUGUUAUGUUGUAAUUAUAGCAGGUAGACAGAAGAAAGUUACUAAAAUGGUUCCAUAUCAUAGAUUAGCCAAUAUUAAUGAAACAUAUAAAAUGACUUUGGGAAAUCCCAAAGCUGAUAAUAUAUCUUUGGCUGUUUACUCUUCUAAACAUAAGAUUGGUGAAUGUCUUAUUUCUUUGAAUGGUUUACAAAGAGGAGUUCCAAAAGAACGUACCCAUUCUAUUGUUUAUGCAGCAGGUACAGGAGAUGCAUGUUACAGUGGUAAUAUUACUAUUGUACUUUGUUCUCCAAGUUAUGGUAGUGAUCAUCCUAUAAAUGAAAGAAGUGAAGAAAUGAAACGUAUUCGUGUACGAAAUUAUUUAUGGAGAUAUCUUCGUGAUGAUUUACAUCGUUUAGAUCCUAUAGUAGCAUCUAUUGAUGAUUUAGAUGAAUUUAUGAGAACAUGGGUACGUGAAUGUGGACCUGAACCUCAUCGAAGUAUGAUGAAACUUAGAAUUCAACGUUUUCAUCUUGAAACUAAACAAGAUCUUCCUAAAAUUUAUGGAGUUAUUACUAUAAUUGGUCCAGAAUUUCAUCGUUCAUCAUCUGUACGUUAUACGCAAGAUUUUAUUUUUAAUAAUGAUUUUGAUAUCUCCAUAUGUAGUCCUGAAAAGGAUGAAGUUCUUUUUGUUAUAGUAGAAGAGAGGGAUGGUAAAGAUAUUGAAGUUGGUCGUGUUUCAAUGUCUGUAAAAAAUAUUAAAUGUGGUGAUGUAUGUAAACGUAGUUUACAGGUAUAUAAAGAUGCAUUAACUACAAAUGCAAAAAUGAUUGGAAUACUAUCUAUUGAAGUAUUUUCUCUGGAAGUUGGAUUAAAAGAAGAAGCUGUACCUGCAAAGAAAGAACAAUAUUUUCGUCAACGUGUGGAAGCACUUUUUAAUCGUUAUGAUCCAUCACAAUUACAUCGUGUUGAUUAUCUUCUUGGUGAAAAUAUAGGUGCAGAAGAACGACUUAUUAAACAACUUACGGAUACAUAUGGUCCAGAAACUGGAACUGCACCAAUGCGAAUUCGUAUUUUAAGUAUUCGAGAUUUUUUACCAAUGUGUUCAUGCUAUGUUAAGGUUUACUUAGAUGAUACUCAAGUACUUUGUACGAAAGAUCAUCAUGCUGCCAGAUCUCUUCAAUUUGAUAUUGGUAUGAAAAAUGAGACAACGGUCUCUCUUGAAAACCCUUUACACUCUAUGCUUAAGUUUAAAGUAGCUGAGCAUAGAAAAUUUCGUUCAUCACGUGUGUUGGGAUUGGCUGAGAUGAGUCUUCGAAACAUGGUAAGAGAGGAACCAAAUAUUUGUUGGUUACCUAUUAUUGAUGUUAAUAGUCAUGAAGAAGUAGGUGUUUUAGGAGUAGAACUUCAGUCUCCUGGAUUUGCAAAAGGAACUGUUGUUAUUUAUGGUAAACCACAUAAUGGUAGUGAUGGAAGUGUUUUGGAAGAAGUAACAAGAGAUGUAACAUCUUUAGUUAGAAAAUAUGCACCUCAGGAACUUCCUCAUGUGCAACCACUUAUUGCACAAUCGACUUCUUUAAGAGAAGCUCAUAAAGAACUUAGAAAGAAGUUUGCACCUAAACCUGUACAGUUUACAUUUUAUAUACAUAUUGAUAAUAUAAAUAUGACACAAAGUGAAGAUAAAAAUGCUCUAGAUAAAGGACUUAUAUCUGUUGUUGCACAUUUUGCUGAAGAAGAAAUGCGAUCAUCAAUGAAAAUUGAAUGGGCUGAAAAAAUUGAUACUCGUAAAUUUUACCCAGAAAUACGUAUGGAUAUUGGAUUUUUAAAAGAUACAGAAGAGGUAGCAAAUGCACCUAUGCUUGAAAUUGCUCUUCAUGAAACUCCUAUGUUACAAAAUGGUCAUGCCUCUUCAAAUGCCAUUAAACGUACUGUACAUGGUAUUAUGAGUAAUUUAGUACAAGAUAAAGAAUUAGGACGUGUGGCAUUGUCUUUACGCGCUUUAUUAACAAAACGAACGUAUCAUCUUGGUGAAAGUAUUACGGUUCCUAUUAUACGCACCUCUAGUAGAGCUCUUACUUUUCCACGUACAACCUUUGGUGUAGUAAGUACAGAUUUAACUGCUAUUAUAGGUGAAGUAACAUUGCGUAUUACUAUUCCUGCAUUUGAGGUUAUUCCAAAACGACUUCAAUUUACUCGUGCCUCAAUGAAACGAUUUCAUCGUGCAUAUGUGCGAUAUUAUGAAAAACGUAUUGCCGCUUUCUAUCGCGCCUAUGAUCCAUGGUCUCUGCGUGAUUUUCACUUUACUCUCUAUGAACGUGAUGUGGCCUCUGCAAAGUGGCCUCUUUCUCUCUAUGAUUGGCUGGUGGCUUUAAUUAAACGCUACGGGCCGGAGCCAAGCACGGCGUUUGGGCCGCCGCCGAAACUCCCCUUCGACCCGGAGGAGGAGGAGGCCGAUCGACUCGAGCGGGAUGUGGGCAACAACACCGUCUUCAGCUCCACAGAGGAGGGAGGCUCAGAGGCACCAUCCACAGCACGAUCCAAGUCAAGGCGGAAACGCACAGGAAGAACAUCACCCCAACGCAUAUCGUAA
Messenger RNA from Trypanosoma theileri, 3633 nucleotides. RefSeq lists its product as uncharacterized. NCBI's taxonomy places the organism in Eukaryota, Euglenozoa, Kinetoplastea, Trypanosomatida, Trypanosomatidae. The transcript has a single exon. The record is from RefSeq and is a predicted model, not a curated record. The coding region runs from base 1 to 3633 and encodes 1210 amino acids.